GUCGAGACCGUCGAGAUACCGUAAGUGCCAUGUCAACCGCCGAGAUCGCGGAGCUGCAGCGAACGGUGGCGGGCAUCGCUACUUCGGUAGCGGCGCUCGCCACCCGCCUCCCUCCCUUGGCCACGGAGGAGGUCGAGCUUCAACACAUCUUGGAUUUUCUCCAGGAGCACUGGGGCGCUGAGAAGCGCGCUGAGCGCUGCAGGGCAGCCCUGACGAGCUUCCCCCGACCACGACUCCCGUUCGCCACGGUGCCGGAGUUGAAUCCGGAAAUGAAGGCCCUGGCGAAGGAGAGGAGCCGCCGCCCAGAGGGUGGCUCGGAGGUGCCCGCAAACAUCACGGCGCGGGACCAGGCGCUGAAAGAGGGCCAAGAUGCAGUGGCUGCGGCCAUGGGGCCACUGGUGGGCCUUUUAAAAAUCGGCCUCUCGGAGGAGGCAAUUGAAAGGAGGACUGUAGCAGACCACUUGGGUGCAGCUGCUGCCCAUCUGGGGCGGCUCUUUGCGUCACUCUCCCGCGAGCGCCGGAAGGGGGUGAUCGCACGAGUCACCCCAGACCUCCGCCAGAUGGUGGCCCAUGACGGCGGGGAGGAAGAAUCCCCCUUGCUGUUUGGAGAGGGCAUCCUGGGGCAGCUCUGAACGAAGAAUGAAACCAUCAAGGUGCUCCGGGAAGCCCACCAACCACCCCCUCCCGCCGCGGAGCCACCAGCCAAGAGGCCCCGUGGCUCGGCUACCCCAGGGACCAGCGCUCAGAGCCGAACGGGGGCCCAGCAGCCCUUUCACAGGGGGCCCCCUUCCCGAGGGUACACGAGGGGGGCCUACCUCCACCAAGGAUAUUGAGGCAAGUGUAAACCCGCACCUCUUAGCGCUACCGCCCGCGGGCCGACUGGCAUAUUGCCGCGAGGCGUGGAAGCUACUCACUCACGAUGCAUGGGUCCUUCAGACAAUACAGGGGUACAAGCUGGAGUUUACACAGGUACCACCUAUUCAAGGGUAGCACAGCGUGCCGACCCGAGGGCAGUCAAAUCAGGUCCGGGAGGCAGUGUCCGAGCUGGUCAAAAAAGGAGCAGUCUCUCGGGUACCGCCUUCCGAAGUGAAGUUCCUCUCCCCCUUCUUUGUAGUAGCAAAGAAGGACAACAAGGUGCACCCAAUCCUAGAUCUCAGACAACUAAACGAGUCGUUGGAACACAGCCACUUGAAGAUGGAGGGGUGUCACUCGGUGAGGGAUCUUACCCAACAGGGCGACUCCAUGAUAUGUAUCGACCUGAAGGACGCAUA
Molecule: messenger RNA, 1271 nt
Organism: Ixodes scapularis (black-legged tick)
Lineage: Eukaryota; Metazoa; Arthropoda; Arachnida; Ixodida; Ixodidae
Exons: 3
Coding region: 30-632 (200 amino acids)
Source: RefSeq, a predicted model, not a curated record